CCACGUGCUUUUUACCCCCUCCCUCCCGUGCCAGUCGUGCCGGCUAAAAAAAAGAGAGAAAACCAAAAUAAAUAAUUCACGAUAAUAAUUUUAAGUGCUUUUCAAACAUUUAAAUUGCUUUUCAUCUUAUGCAACAAGGGAGACAUAAGUAGGACAGUUUUUUCGAAUGGCUGGACUUCAACUUUUGUCGGAGUAUGGUCUUCGGGUGGACGGAAGGCGCCCCAAUGAGCUCAGGCAGAUUCGGUGCAAACUCGGUGUCUUCGACCAACCCGACGGAAGCGCCUACCUCGAGCAGGGCAACACCAAAGUCCUGGCCGCUGUCUACGGCCCUCACGAGAUUCGAGGAAACAAAUCAAAAACCUUGCACGACAGAGCCUACGUCAAUUGUCAGUACAGCAUGGCCGUCUUCAGCACUGCAGAGAGGAAACGGAGACCGAGAGGAGACAAAAAGUCACAGGAAAUGGAUAUGAAUUUGCAGCAAAUUUUUGAAACUGCAAUCAGGAGUGAGCUGUACCCAAGAUCUCAAAUUGAUAUCUAUCUUGAAGUUCUUCAAGCAGACGGGGGCAACCUGAGUGCGUGCGUGAAUGCAGGUACCCUGGCCCUGAUUGAUGCUGGCAUUCCCUUGAAGGACUACGUCUGCAGCUGCACGUCAACCUUAGCACCCUCUCAGGGUGGAGCGCCUCCCACCCCAAUGGUGGACGUCAAUCACCUGGAGGAGACUCUCGGCGGGCCAGGUCUCAGUGUCAGCACGAUGACCAGACUUGACUCUGUAGUGCACCUCGAGCUCAGCGGUACCAGACUGCACCUUUCGCACAUUGACCCUGUUGCUUCUAAAGCAACAACUGGGUGUGCGGACAUUCAGGCCAUUCUAGACAAAGCCGUCCGAGGUCACGUUGCACAGUCGCUGAUGGCAAGAGAAGCGUCAGGACUCGGUGCUGACACUUAAUUUAAUUUGUGUUUGACAUAAAUUGAUAACGAAAACAAUUUUAUAAGUAUUGAAAUUAAAUGCCAUA
Neocloeon triangulifer is the source of this 1013-nucleotide messenger RNA. RefSeq names its product exosome complex component RRP41 (gene Ski6). Bases 167 to 946 code for a protein of 259 amino acids. Gene Ontology annotation, biological process: U4 snRNA 3'-end processing; nuclear mRNA surveillance; rRNA catabolic process. The transcript has 4 exons. The record is from RefSeq and is a predicted model, not a curated record. NCBI's taxonomy places the organism in Eukaryota, Metazoa, Arthropoda, Insecta, Ephemeroptera, Baetidae. Gene Ontology annotation, cellular component: cytoplasmic exosome (RNase complex); nucleolus; nuclear exosome (RNase complex).